Phodopus roborovskii (desert hamster) is the source of this 3528-nucleotide messenger RNA. RefSeq names its product UEV and lactate/malate dehyrogenase domains (gene Uevld). Lineage: Eukaryota; Metazoa; Chordata; Mammalia; Rodentia; Cricetidae. Gene Ontology annotation, molecular function: ubiquitin binding; oxidoreductase activity, acting on the CH-OH group of donors, NAD or NADP as acceptor. The record is from RefSeq and is a predicted model, not a curated record. Gene Ontology annotation, cellular component: ESCRT I complex. Bases 36 to 1451 code for a protein of 471 amino acids. The transcript has 12 exons. Gene Ontology annotation, biological process: protein transport; endosome to lysosome transport; carboxylic acid metabolic process.
GCGGCUGCGCGCGCAGGGCGGCGGCACUGCCGACCAUGGAGUUCGACCGCGAGGGCGUGCGGCGGCUGCUGGGCAAGUACAAGUUCAGGGAUCUGACUGUGGAAGAGCUGAAGAAUGUGAACACGCACUUCCCACACUUCAGAUAUUCUGUGGACACCUACGUUUUCAAAGAUACUUCCCAAAAAGACCUGCUGAAUUUCACUGGGACAAUUCCUGUGAUGUACCAGGGUAAUACAUACAACAUUCCCAUUCGCUUCUGGAUCUUGGAUUCUCACCCUUUCGCUCCGCCCAUUUGCUUCUUGAAGCCAACUGCAAACAUGGAAAUCUCAGUGGGAAAACAUGUGGAUGCCAAAGGCAGAAUAUACUUGCCCUAUCUCCAAAACUGGAGCCAUCCUAAAUCUGUCAUUGUUGGAUUAAUUAAAGAAAUGAUCGCCAAGUUUCAAGAGGAACUUCCUCUUUAUUCGGUGGCAUCAUCCAGUGAAGCCCAGCAGGCGGACUUGCUGGCCUAUAUUUCAAAACUCACUGAAGGUGUUUCAGACAUAAAUUCAAGGGGCUGGACAAAUCAUGAGAAUAAAAUGCCCAACAAAAUUACUGUGGUCGGAAGUGGAGAUUUGGGUAUUGCCUGCACAUUGACAAUUUCAGCAAAGGGAAUUGCAGACAAGCUGCUCCUUUUAGACCUCUCAGACGGGACUAACCAAGGGACGAUGGACCUUGAUAUCUUCAGCCUGCCUAAUGUAGAGAUCAGCAAAGAUUUGUGUGCCUCUGCUCAUUCCAAGGUGGUGAUCUUCACAGCCAACUCUCUGGGUGGUUCUGAGUCCUACCUGCAUGCUGUGCAAAGCAAUGUGGACAUGUUCAGAGCUCUUGUCCCAGCUUUGGCACAUUAUAGUCAACAUGCUGUCUUCCUUGUUGCAUCUCAGCCAGUGGAAAUCAUGAGCUAUGUGACGUGGAAACUGAGCACAUUUCCUCCAAAUCGAGUGAUUGGGAUUGGAUGCAAUCUGGACUCACAGAGAUUACAGUACAUUAUUAUGAAUGUUUUGAAGACACAGACUUCAGGCAAAAAAGUAUGGGUUGUUGGUGAACAGGGAGAAAACAAAGUGUGCUCAUGGAGCGGCCAAGACGGAGUAAUGAGUCAUAGCGCUCAGGCAGAGCUGUCCAGCAGAGCCAUGGGACUUUUGAGAGUUAAAGGUCAGAGGUCGUGGUCUGUUGGACUGUCUGUGGCUGACCUGGUGGACACCAUUGUAAAUAAUAAAAAGAAAGUGCAUUCUGUAUCAACUCUAGCAAAGGGAUAUUGUGGUUUGGAUAAUGAAGUGUUUUUAAGUUUGCCAUGCAUCCUGGGAACCAGUGGAGUAUCUGAAGUCGUCAAAAGCACAGCAGCAGAAGGGCCAGUGACUGAGACACUCCAGAACAGUGGGUCCUCAAUCCACAGUCUCCAACAACAGCUGAAACUGUGAUUCCAGAGUGCAGUCACCUGAAGGGGAAGCCUACUUAAUGCCACAAACACACAUAGUUUUGGGAGCUUUUACAAAUUAUUGUAAAAUUACAAACAGCCCUUAUAGUAGAUGGCUUCUUGGCUAGCUUUUUAAUUUGAAUCCUUGAGAAGUUAGAGGGUAGGAAAAGAUACAGUUCCUUUUGGAGUUUUUAACAUACCUAUACUGUUGUUUAAACCUACAGCAGGGAUAAAUAUUUGUUUGUAUUAUAUAUCAUUUAUAAAUUGCAUGUCCUAACUUAAGGCACAUUUAGCACUUUAGAGAUUUUCUGAAAGAAACUCAUUUCUUAAAGAUUUCUAUCAGACGUUUAUUUAAGCAUGGUAAGCUCAAGGAAGGAUGGGCACAAAAAUCUGUGGUCGGUACACAUUCAAAGAUGCCUGCUUUAUGGGUUAAUUUGCUUCUUUUGCAAGAUCCAACUGAUGGUAAUGGCAAAGCAUUUUAUUUUCUGUCUUCAAAUUCACUAGCUACCAAAAAUUGGAAAGGAUUUUAACAUGCAUUUUAAGUUGGUUAAAUGGAAUUUUAAAUUUUAAAUGAAAAAUAAUAUGCGAUUUAAUUUCUAAUGAAAUGUCCUUUCUGAAAAUUUCUAUAAUAACCUCUUCCUGGGCUAGAAGACCUCAAAUGUAUCUUAAAACUGUAUUAGUAGAGAAGAAGAAAUGUGUUUGUCUAUGGCCAUAGAUAAUAAUAGCCAAGCAGUAUAUUUUGAGACAAAAAUAUGAGGCUUUCCUAAAGAAAAGUUGGUCUUAAGGGAAAGAAGCCUUGGUCCGCUGCUUCUGGACAAGCCUUAGUCAUUGCAGAGGAGAGUUCUGACUGUCCUUGGUGAUUAGUCAAUCAGUAUUUCCAUGGCGGGGAAACAGCAUGGUGGCACCUUACAUUGCAUAGUGAGCUCCUUACAUUGACUGGCUGAGGUAGGGACUGCUUAUCCUCAUUUUAGAGGAGGAAGUUGAACUUUGGUUUCUAAGACUGCACAGGUUCUAAGGUGCAUUUACUUGCCUGAACAGCAUCUACUUUGUAUAGGUAGCAACGAGAGCUGAGGGGAGGCCUUGAAGCCUAAAGCCAAGUUAUCACAAGACACAAAAAUUGAGGCUUGGGAUAUUAUGAAAGGAUUAUUUUCAUGUAUAGGUGCUUUUUUGUUUUGUUUUGAGAUAGAGCUUUUAUGUAGUCCUGGCUGUCUUGAAGCUUACUAUUAUAGAAGUAUAGGUCAGGCUGGCCUUGAACUCACAACAAACUGCCUCUGAUACAUGCUAGGCAAGUCCUCCACUGUUGUAAUUAAUCCACAACCUCGUUUCUAUAAUCUAACAACUCUUGAACAGUAAACCCUCUGCAGAAUCUUGUAACAAUGAACUGCCAAGAACUAUGUUAAUUAUGGAAAGAAAUGUCAACAUUGAACACUUACUGUUAUUCCAAGUGUUUUGUUAAGAGUUUGACCUCAGCCUCAAAGGGCCAUGGUACAGAAGUCACUUUCUGUAGCACACACUUCCUUGCGUUAAGCAGCAAUCCUAAAUUCCACUUGCUUUGAUUUGGUGACUAUGUAACAAUCACAGGGAUCUUGUCUGGUGAAUUUCAUUUUCUCUGAAGGCUUUAAUGAUGUUGACUUGACUAAUCUAUAUAUUGUAUCCAUCUCAGAACCAGUGGGAAAUGUUCAGUGUUUAUGUAUUUCUCAUCUGAGGCACAAGAACAAGACCUGUAGUAGUGCCAUUUCCUAGGUAAUAUCUACAAUCUGGUAAGAUUCAGUUCUAUAUCAAGUUAUAAAUCCUAACUGAUUUUUUUACAUUAUGUUCUGAAAUUCAGGUUUUUGUGGAAAACUAGUGAAAGAUUUAUUUGCUCAUUUAAGGAGCACUAUGUUAAAUGAAAGGUGUUUUCUUCUUUGCCAUCUGACAGGGUGGGGGAGACUUUAACUUUCCCAGAAUCAUGCAGUACCUCAUGGUUUUUAAUGGGGCUUGGAUUAAAAUAUUUUUUGAUACUGUAAGGUAUAUUUUUCAUUUUCCAAUUUACAUUGUUUUCCUUAAAUAUAAAAAAUAAUGGACCAAAUAAACUUUGACUU